Molecule: messenger RNA, 1551 nt
Organism: Bipolaris maydis ATCC 48331
Lineage: Eukaryota; Fungi; Ascomycota; Dothideomycetes; Pleosporales; Pleosporaceae
Cellular component (GO): nucleus
Molecular function (GO): histone methyltransferase activity; zinc ion binding; protein binding
Source: RefSeq, a predicted model, not a curated record
AUGCCGUCCAUGGUCCACAUAAAAUCAUUUGGCUAUACGGGGCGCCGCGUCCUCGUCGAUCGCGUCCACUCGAUAGUCUCAAAUCGUGUGCAAAAGGAUGAUGAACAAUACUUAGUGCGGUGGAACACCGAUAAUGCGUCGGAUCAAGCGCCGCUAAGCUGGCAUUCGAUCAAAGAGCUUUUGCGAUGCCUUGAGCAUGUGCAAGAUUACCUCGAAGUGAGAGAGAAGUCUAUGGGAUCACUUGAACAGCUGCAACCUAUAACAAAAAAGCGCAAAACACCAGACAGUGGGCUGGAGUAUGAACGCCGCUCUUCACCAUUUGAUUCUCACCUUUACCACGCAAACCAUGGAGGUCAGACGCCGUCGUUCUCUCAGUCUCCGACAGCAACACCUCCACCAUCUCCACCCGAUUUCUAUAACGGCGUCAUGGAUGUCAACAAGCAUGGGUACAUCUUUUGUCGUAUGUCUACAGGACCAGAUGUACCACCACGGCUUGACACCCACACUGUCCCAACGCAAGAGAUGAAGCAAACCGCACAAAGAUCUAGUGUUGAGAAAGCACUGGCCUAUAUUCGUAACGAGUAUGUCUUCCGACUAUCCAAAGUCACAGGCCACAAGCCCAUCAAACUAGUCAACCUCGUAGAUUCCUCUACUCCCUCCCUCCGCUUCCGCUACAUAUCCGAAAACAUCCUCCAACCAGGCGUUAUCCGCGCCUCCCCCGAGACCCAAACCGGCUGCCAGUCAUGCUCUCCACACAUGGGCCGUGACAUUGGCUGUGAAUAUACUCGAAAAUGCGAUUGUCUCGAGUACGCGCCCGUCGACGAAUCGCGCCUCGACUCCGCGCAGAAACUACAGUACCAACAUGCUCUGAAGAAGGGACUCUCCACCAUGGGGCUCCCCAAAAAAUUCCCUUACUACGCCGUGGGCACAAGUACGGGCUGCCUAGUCCCCUUCUACCUCAAGUCGCGCAGCCCCAUCUACGAAUGCAACGACAAGUGCAACUGCGGGCCCCACUGCCGCAACAAAAACGUCCAGUUUGGACGCCGGGUCGAAGUCGAAAUCUUCCGCGCUACUGACGGCCGCGGCUGGGGCCUGCGCUGCACCGAGGACCUACACGAGGGUCAGUUCAUCGAUACGUACCGUGGCGAGAUCAUCACCGACGCCGAAGCAGAGCGCCGCGAGAAUGCUUCCUCUUCCAAAGCAAAAGCUUCGUACCUGUAUUCCCUCGACAAAUUCAAGGAGUCAGAGGGCCUCGAGGACAAGGAUAUGUAUGUUAUCGAUGGAGAGUUCAUGGGGGGACCCACCAAGUUUAUCAAUCAUUCUUGCGACCCUAAUUGUCGACAGUAUACCGUUAGCUACAAUCGCCAUGAUCCCAGGGUUUACGAUAUUGCGUUUUUCGCCUCCAGGUUUAUUCCGAGCGGAGAGGAACUCACGUUUGAUUAUCUGGACAAGGAUGAGGAUGAGGGCGAGGACGACAUGGAUGAGCCGGGCGAGGGCGCCAUUCCGUGUCUUUGUGGGACGAAGAAGUGUAGGAAGUGGUUGUGGACGUGA